AUGUCCAAGGCAAAACGACGACAUAUUACUUCGGCGUUUUCGUUAUUCGUCAAGGACGCUCCUCCUGCAGAUAUCGCGUACCGACAUGUCUCAUAUCAGAGCCACGGGAGCUCGCUUCGCCGGUCCACAGGCUCUGUCCUGCUCCCCCCACUUCUGGAUAGCCAAUCUCCAGCAUGGGAACCCACUUGGAACGACGAAUACACCACCUCUGAGCAAAACUCACUAUUCCCCCCUGAUUCCUCAAGUACCCUCCCUGAUCCCGGUAACUUUGGAGACCUCGAUAUAGCGUACAUCAAUGAGCUUUCAGAGCUUGACAUAGAGCUGGUCAAAAAGCGAAAUCGGACAGCGGCAGACGAACCCCUGGCCAGUUGGCUACCGUUUAGACAGCAAUAUCUACUGCAGCUACUUAGGAAGGCCGGUCGUGGUCAGGCGGCUAGUGCCAUUGUCUGCCCCGGUUGUUCAGCCCCCUCCACCGAUACUACCUUCCGUUGUCUCAACUGCCUCGAUGAGGCACUCUACUGCGAGCAAUGCAUCGUUAUUAAUCACCGACGGACUCCUUUCCAUCGCAUAGAGCGUUGGACUGAAGAAUCGUACUUCGUUCCUCACAGCCUCAAGGCGCUGGGCCUACGGAUCCAACUCGGCCACGACCUGGGCAAGAUAUGCCUGAACCCCACUCGAGCCAAAGCCGAUACUUUCAUGGUCAUUGACGUCCAAGGCAUACAUGAAGUCGGUCUCGAUUUCUGUGGCUGCCAAACAGCUCAGCCGCUUACCGUCCAACUUCUACAACGAGGACUUUUCCCCUCUACUGUCUCGACUCCUCAAACGGCGGCCUCAUUCCAGGUCCAGGCUCGCGUCAAACUGGAAGAAGACUGUCGUGCUAGGAUACACAUGGCUAAUGAAACAUUUGUAGGCAAUACUUUACUUCGGCGGUUGAAGGAGGCUAUCCCCCAAUGUAGUACGCAUGUUGAGAAUCACCGCGAACUGGAAGCGCACCUGGAACCGGCGACAAUUCUCGAAUGGCGCUCGCUAGUCGAAUCAUGGGAAGCCGAUAAUUCAAAACCCAACCCCUACAUGGCGGAAACAACAACACUAUCGCAAGAUGCCGUUCGCCUUCAGCUCGCCAACGAAGAAGCGGAAGCCCUCGCAGCUGGCACGCUAGAGCAGCUUCAUCUCGAGGUGACGCCCCUCAUGUAUAUUGCCUCGGGAUUGGACCUCGAGCUGCAACAACACCAGCUCCUCGAAGCUGUGGCAUCACUCGGCCAACACGCCACUGACCGACAAUGUCUCGCAGUCGUCAAUCGUGCAAAUACUCUGUGUAUGAAAAUUUCGAACUUCCAUGAUGUCCAGAAGCUAUACUGUCUGAGUGCGUUUCGCAUUGUCGCGCAGGCAAACGAUGCCAACGAAACAUCAUCUAAUCCCACCGAGGACGUCGCUCGACUUUGGCUCUGUCUCCCAUCUACCUUCAGGACACCACUUGGAUGCAGUGAGGAACUGCGCGCGAUCGAAUGGCAAUUACGAUACGCGCAGGCCCUGGACGCUCUUAAUGCUCUACGGGUGGGUCUUCAUCUACGGGUCUCUGUCUUCCACUACAAAGAUCGCUUCGAUCGUGGCCAACGCGCUCUCACUCGAUCAAUGGGCAACAUCUCACGCGUCCAAGGCCAAAUUGAUAGAGCAUCCCAUCGCUACCGCGUUGCUCGUGCGGCUCUCUCAGUACUGGCCCGAUUUCUUGGCAAGGACGACAGCUGGCGCGCUGAGCUCCAGGAGCUGAAGACUGAGGAUAUUCGCGGACUCGGCGUGGCGGAUAUUGACAAUCUCGGCGAAGGUUACCGCACGAUCUCGUGGAUUUGGAGAACAGCAGGAACGGCGGGUAACGAAGAGCGCGACGACGGACUCCACAGCUCCUUGUGCCUCGAGUGGUGCAAGAGCCGUGCUCGAGCCUUGAGAUGGAGUGAGGAGGUGUUGCUGCUGCAGGAGGAAAUGCGGCGUGUAUUGGCUUUCUUGCGCUGGCAAGCGGAGUGGUGGAAGGGCCAGAUUUGUGACGACGAAAGCAUCCCUGGUCCUGAGGUCCUGAGGGAGGGAUUGAAUGCCUAUGCGCGACAGCAAGCCAACGUUAGGACUCGUUUAGCAGGGAGCUUUGAAGCGAGGUGGGCCUGCGUGCCUCAAUUUCUCGAACUAUACAACCCUCUCCACCCCCCUGAGGGGCCGCCAACCUAG
Molecule: messenger RNA, 2214 nt
Organism: Pleurotus ostreatus (oyster mushroom)
Lineage: Eukaryota; Fungi; Basidiomycota; Agaricomycetes; Agaricales; Pleurotaceae
Exons: 7
Coding region: 1-2214 (737 amino acids)
Source: RefSeq, a predicted model, not a curated record